Messenger RNA from Cladophialophora carrionii CBS 160.54, 954 nucleotides. RefSeq lists its product as uncharacterized. The coding region runs from base 1 to 954 and encodes 317 amino acids. The record is from RefSeq and is a predicted model, not a curated record. The transcript has a single exon. NCBI's taxonomy places the organism in Eukaryota, Fungi, Ascomycota, Eurotiomycetes, Chaetothyriales, Herpotrichiellaceae.
AUGCCCGGGAUGUCUUUAAUGAGACCGGCCCUCUCCACGGCCCUUUCUCGUCUACCCAGCGUAUCCUCCCUCGCGUCAUGGCGCACCCUCGCCCUCGUCUUCGCGCUCGUAAAUCUCAAGGGGCUACCGCUCGCAUGGCACAUUCGGCUCUUCUACCGCAUGUUUGAGAACUGGUACUCUCACGACCGUGUUCGGCACUCUCUUCAGCCACCACCAUCCUCGAAAUCGACCCAUCCCCUCUUCGAGCCCGUCUCCAUAAAGUCACAUUCGCCCUUACUCGAGAUCGACUAUAACCUCCACAAAUCCAACAGCACCUACUUUGCCGACCUGGACGAGUCGCGGACCUCAUUAGUCUCGAAACUCCUUAUCCCCGGUCUAAAACAGGGGAACAUCAACCUUGAAAGGGAAGGGCAUAGAGGUCCUCUCAAUGUGAUUUUGGGGAGCGUACACACCAGCUUUCACCGCGAGAUCAAGCCGUAUGAGAGAUAUGAAGUGAGAAGUAAGAUUCUGGGUUGGGAUAAGAAAUGGAUCAUAAUCGGCAGUUGGUUUGUUCGGCCUAGUAGGAGGGGGACCACAGAGACAUUAUUGGCGAGUGCUCUCAGUAAAUACGUGGUCAAGAAGGGCAAAUAUACGGUCCCCCCGGAGAGGUGUUUUACGACGUCAGGCUGGUUACCGGCACGGCCGUCUUCAGCGGGCGUGUCUUCAGAGGAGCCGUCGGUUGCUCCUACGCCCCAGGAAGGAUUGGUAUCGACCAUCCCAACUACUCUGGCUCCAGCGACGGAUGGCCUCGUGGAGAAGUUGGAGAGCGCAGCAGGAGAAGAGUCUACUUCGGGUACGAUGGAUGGUGAUUCAGACUGGUACCGUAUCGAGAAGGAACGACUUCGAGGACUCCAGAUAGCAGAGAACUGGCUGAACCUGGACAAGCAACUGAUGGAGGAGUUUGCGAAAGCAUAG